Molecule: messenger RNA, 1872 nt
Organism: Populus euphratica (Euphrates poplar)
Lineage: Eukaryota; Viridiplantae; Streptophyta; Magnoliopsida; Malpighiales; Salicaceae
Product: 2-oxoglutarate (2OG) and Fe(II)-dependent oxygenase superfamily protein
Exons: 5
Coding region: 532-1539 (335 amino acids)
Source: RefSeq, a predicted model, not a curated record
UUAAUAAUAGCAUUUUAUAUGUGUACAGCUCUGGUAGGUAGAAAUUAAAGACCUGGGAGGUAAGAAAAUGCCUCCAGCGAACCUUGGAUCCUACCCCCCUGAGUCUUGCCAUGGAAGAAACGCAGCCAGAAACGUUGAUCGAGACGAUACCAUCCAGCACAAAAUGCAAGAUUUUGACCCUGUAACUGUCUUAGAUCUACAGUGCCUAGACCUGGAUAAGCUAGGAGAGGUUUGCAAAGACUGGGGCCUGUUUCGUUCGGUCGACCAUGAUGUGAUGUUCUUGUAACCCUUUUGAACCAACUUCAAGACCUUGCCAGGAAGCUUCUCUCCCUUUCUUUUGAAUCCAAACAAGAUCUGUUCACUAGCCCAAAUUUCCUGCUUCUCAAUCAACUUUCUCAUCGGUUUCAUGCUUGAGAUCAGAUGCUUGAUACUUUCAGAAGGCCAUAACUUGAGGAUGAUGGUAUUGCCGGCUACACGUCAGUGGUGAGAGCUCUGCUUAUCCUUUUGGUUUGAAGGCCAAAGAAAUCAAGCAUGUCUGAAAUACUGAACCUUAAAUCCUACCCUCCCGUGUUUCGCCAACAGUACGCCGGAAUCCAACAAAACUCCGGCCUUGACGAUACCACCAAACAGAUUCAAGAAGUUGUUAACGAUGAUGCCAUUCCGGUAUUAGACUUUCAGUGCCUAGACCUGGGCAAGCUUCAAGAGGCUUGCGAAGAUUGGGGACUGUUUCGUCUGGUCAAUCAUGGGAUUCCUCUAACCCUUAUGAGCCAGCUUGGAGACCAUUCCAGAAACCUUUUUUCUCUUACUUUUGAAUCAAAACAAGAACUGUUCACUAACCCCAUGUCGUAUUUUUGGGGCACAACUGCCCUGACUCCAACCGGGGCAGCUCUCUCAAUAGGACCACAAAACAUCAACUGGGUUGAAGGUCUCAAUAUCCCACUGAGUCAACUCUCUCUGUUACAAAAAGAAAAUGAAACGCUUGGUUCGUUCAGAGUUUUGUUGGAAGAGUAUGGAAGGCACCUAGCUAGACUUGCAACAACCAUGUUCGGAGCAAUGGCCAAAAACCUCCAUCUUGAUCCCGAACUUUCAAAAACUUACAUGUCAGAAUCAACCGGAUUCGUACGUGUUUACCGAUACCCUCAAUGCUCUAUGGAAAAUGAGGCGUGGGGCAUAAAUGUGCACACAGACAGCUCCGUUCUGUCAAUAGUGAACCAAGACCAAGUGGGUGGACUUCAGGUUCUCAAAGAUGAUAACUGGCUACAAGUAAAACCCAUUCCUGACACACUGGUUUUCAACCUUGGAGAUAUGAUGCAGGCUAUAAGCGACGACAAAUACAAGAGUGUGAAACAUAGAGUGAAGGUGAACAAAGAAAAGGAGAGAUUCUCCAUCUGCUACUUUGUCUUCCCCGCUGAAGGCAGUGUCAUACAGAGCUCAAAGUACAGGCCUUUCACAUACAGUGAUUUCCAAGCACAAGUGCAACAAGACGUAAAGACACUAGGAUUUAAAGUGGGGCUUGAGAGGUUCAAGCUUGCUGGUUGAUUAUUAUUAUUUUUUCUCGCAAGUCUCCUCCUCUAAUUUAUUUAGACAGGUCUGUUUUCCAAUUACAAACAAAUGUUGAAGAUGACAAAUAAUUCUCGCUAUCUGUUCCGCUUAGUGGAAAACCGUGUAAAACUACGUCGAAGGAGAACUAGAUUUCGAUUGUGAUGGCAUGGGUACGUACGGCGGGACACAAGAGGCCGGCAAGCUGAGACAUCAAUCUUUUCAUGUGCUUUGACACUCGGUGGGCCCGUUCUUCUGUAUUAAAAAUAAAUAAAUAUAAGCCCAACUCUUGAAAUCAUGCAUCUGAGAUCAUUUGGGCCAACCCAAUUAUUU